This is a messenger RNA of Phaeoacremonium minimum UCRPA7, 1374 nucleotides long. RefSeq lists its product as hypothetical. NCBI's taxonomy places the organism in Eukaryota, Fungi, Ascomycota, Sordariomycetes, Togniniales, Togniniaceae. The record is from RefSeq and is a predicted model, not a curated record. Gene Ontology annotation, cellular component: extracellular region. The coding region runs from base 1 to 1374 and encodes 457 amino acids. The transcript has 4 exons.
AUGGUCAUAAACGCCGAAGUGCACGCGGAGCUUUUCGAAAGUGGAGUCAGGCAUGCUGAAAUCUUGGCUCUAAAGAAUAAAAUAUGGGACCAACUAAGCAAAGAAGGCGUCUAUGAUUCAACGCAGUAUAGAAGCUUCGACAAGAAGAAGGAAUAUGUCGCAUGCACUGAUGGAAUCGCGGCAUAUGUGCCAGGCGAUCCAAAAUACACAUUCAGAUGCAGCAAUCUGGACCUGUACGAUUUUAAAACGCAUGCUGAGCUUGGCAGCUCUUCGGGUAGGGGAGCCGGGUCUUGGGGAUGGACCAGUCCAAAGGGGCGAGAGUUCAUUGCCAUUGCGCAGGAAGACGGCACAGCGUUUGCUGAAGUCACGAAGAAAGGCAAGCUCAUCUACUUAGGUAGGCUGCCGCAGUAUACCACUGCGCCCACAUCGCUGUGGCGAGAGAUCAAAGGUUACAAGAGCUAUAUUGUGAUUGGUAGCGAGGCGGUGCAGCACGGUGUCCAGAUUUUCAAUCUGGCGAAACUUGCUGACAUUGACCCGGCUCACCCUGUGGUCUUCAGCAACGAGGAAGACUUAGAUGGAUUCUGGAAUGAAGGCCUUCCCUUAGGCCGAUCUCACAACGUUGUCGUCAAUGAGGAGAAAAAUUAUGGGGUGGCAACAGGGUUUCAGCCACGCAAUGGAACACUACGCGCCGGCCUAGUGUUCUUUGACUUGACGGAUCCGACGAACCCAACGACACUAGGAGGCACAGGCGAGGAUGGCUAUGUGCAUGAUGCUCAGUGCAUUGUAUAUCGGGGCCCGGACUUGGAAUACUAUGGUCGCGAUAUCUGCUAUGGUUACGACGAGGACACUUUGACUAUUUUCGAUGUGUCAAACAAGAAGCAAAUCAAAAUCAUCUCAAAUACAUCGUAUGAAGGUGUCAGCUUCACUCACCAAGGCUGGGUACUCGACCCCAAGUGGCAGCAAUACCUCAUUUUAGAUGAUGAAUAUGAUGAGUAUGACAAGACGGGUCUUGCAGCAGAUGGAUAUCCCAUCUCGUACAUCUGGGAUAUCAGCUCGCUUGAAGCACCAAAGCAAACAGGCUACUACAGGGGAUUGAGAAAAGGCAUCGAUCAUAAUCAAUUUGUCAAAGACGGAUAUACGUACCAGAGUAACUACGCUCUAGGUAUCAGUAUCCUCGAUCUUAGGUCUGUGGCACGGGAUCCGACUGGUAAGGGAAUUAAGGAAGUGGCAUACUUUGACAUUCAUCCUGAGGACGACAACGUGGCUGGUGGUGGUAAUGUCACCUUCACGGGAACAUGGAGUCAUUAUCCGUUUUUCCCUAGUGGUACAACCGGUAUCCCUUUCUCUGAUAACAAUGCACAGUCCGUCCAGUAA